UUCACUCCUUCCUUGUUUCUCACCUUCAUCAACCAGAUCAAUCACCCAUCAUUCAGCUCUCAUGGCUUCCGCUUGUGCUUCUUCCGCCGUCGCAUCGCCACCCCAAGUUCUCAGAAGAAUGGAAGCAUCUUGGGAACAAGGACUUCGUUUCUGAGCGGAAGGAAGUUGAGGGUGAACAAGUUUACAGUCGGAGGACGAUCUGUGAGUAGCAGAGUGUGUGCGGCGGCGGCUGAUCCUGACAGACCUCUCUGGUUCCCAGGAAGCACCCCUCCUCCAUGGCUUGACGGCAGCCUUCCCGGAGACUUCGGCUUUGAUCCUCUCGGUCUCGGAUCUGAUCCAGAGAGCCUGAGAUGGAAUGUUCAAGCGGAGCUGGUUCAUUGCAGAUGGGCAAUGCUGGGUGCUGCUGGAAUUUUCAUCCCAGAGUUCCUAACAAAGAUUGGUAUUCUCAACACUCCUUCGUGGUACUCUGCUGGAGAGCUGGAAUACUUCACAGACACCACCACCCUCUUCAUCAUUGAGCUCAUCUUCAUUGGAUGGGCCGAGGGAAGAAGAUGGGCCGACAUCCUCAAGCCCGGCAGCGUCAACACCGACCCGAUCUUCCCCAACAACAAGCUCACAGGAACCGAUGUGGGUUACCCGGGUGGGCUCUGGUUUGACCCAUUGGGCUGGGGCUCUGGCUCACCUGAGAAGGUCAAAGAGUUGAGAACAAAAGAGAUUAAGAAUGGAAGAUUGGCCAUGUUGGCUGUGAUGGGUGCUUGGUUCCAGCACAUCUACACUGGCACUGGUCCUAUUGACAACCUCUUUGCCCACUUAGCAGACCCUGGCCAUGCCACCAUUUUUGCUGCUUUUUCACCCAAGUGAGAAGACUGAGAACAUGUCAGCAAGGAGAAAUACUGGUGAAUGUGUAAUCUGUUUGGGUGAUGAAGAGAAUGUAAUGUGGCUUUUUUCUCUAUGUGGUGCACAUAGUGAUAAUCCAAUCAGUGUACAAAUACUUAUUUGAAGUUAGAUGCCAUGAAUGUAAGUUCACGUAGCAUUCACAUUAGUUUGCAAAGUAAAA
Molecule: messenger RNA, 1057 nt
Organism: Neltuma alba
Lineage: Eukaryota; Viridiplantae; Streptophyta; Magnoliopsida; Fabales; Fabaceae
Product: chlorophyll a-b binding protein, chloroplastic-like
Exons: 4
Biological process (GO): photosynthesis, light harvesting
Cellular component (GO): membrane
Source: RefSeq, a predicted model, not a curated record